AUGAGUCACCAACCAGAAUCCUCGAAAAGACCGUCUGCAAUGCCGGAUCGUGCAGAAAAACGUCUAAAAAGCAUUGAUGAGAAGGAGUUAUUGCUGAAUUCGGAUGACGACUUUUAUGCAGCGAGCGAUAUAGAUGAUAUAAAUUAUGAAUUUGUUGAUAGUGAAAGUGACUCGGAAUCCGAAGACGAAGAUUCCCAAUUGCAAGUGAAACAAAAUAAUGAGGCUGUGAAUGAAGAACUAAUAUCUUUCAAUCAACUUGCAGCGACAUGUUGGAGUACCGACUUCAGUUCUAUAAAGAAAAUUCCCUUUACUCGGACAAAUACCUUACUAGUGCCGGCGCCGAAUAAUCCGAGGGAUUAUUUUAAUUUAUUUGUGAGUGAAGAUUAUUUACAGAAAAUCGUCGAUUGCUCAAAUAGAUACGCAGAAAACUUGAAAAAUUUAUCUAAUCAGUUUCAGUCUCGAAUAACACAAUGGAAGUCCCUCACUCUUGAAGAACUGAAAAUCUUCAUUGGGUUACUAUUACAUACAAGUUCAGCAAAGAUUGUUGAUUACUGGAAAAUUCACCGUUUAUAUAAAUCAGUUUUCCCUCAAUACAUGUCGAGAAAUAGAUUUCAAUUAAUUCUAAGAUGCCUCUAUUUUGUUGAUGUGCAAAAGAAUGCCGAUCACAUUGAUAAAUGCAAAUUAGCAAUAGAUAAUUUCAAUAAUGUUAUGGAAAGUAUUUAUUACCCCUGUAAAAAUUUGUCAGUAGGUGAAUCAAUGAUUCUAUGGCGUGGUCGACUUAUUUUCCCCCAAUACAUUAAAGGAAGAAGACAUAAAUAUGGAAUCAAGUUGUUUGCUCUUGCGGAACCAAAUGGUACCAUUCUAAAAGCAUAUGUUUUGGCCAGUACAGUAGAUGUAAUUUCUGGGAGAGGUCACACAGAAAAAAUAGUAGAAAAUUUAUUAGAGGGAAAAUUGAAUGUUGGCCAUGCAGUGUUCAUGGAAAAAAAAUUUAAUAGCUAUGGUUUAGCUGCCAAACUAUUGGAGCAAAAUACGUAUUGCACGGGUACAUUGAGUAAAAAACGUAACGAUAACCCAAACUGCAUAUUUGCCAAAAAACUAAAAAAAGGUGACAAUGUGUCACAGUGUCAUAAUGGUGUCCAUGUAGGUAAAUGGAAGGACAGGAAGGAGAUAAAUUACAUAUCUACUGAAUUUCCUAACAAAAUGCAAGAAGUGAUCACCAGACAUGGAACUAUGAGAACGAAACCUGUAGCCAUCAUUAAUUAUAACAAAAAUAUGUCCGGCAUUGAUCUACAAGAUCAAAUACUCAGUUACUACCCUUGCAAAAGGGAAGCAUUGCGUUGGUACACCAAAAUUUUUAUACAUACUUUAAUGAUGAGUCUGCUAAAUGCCCGGGUACUUUAUAACAAAUAUUCUAAUCAGAAGAGUAUGACACUUUAUGAUUUCAGGGAAAAAAUUAUCGAAACUUAUUUGCCAGAAAUAACAUCUGACGUGCAAACAACACAGAAGGGAUGUGAAAACCAAGACCAACACAAGCUAACUAAAAUUGAAAAAGCCAAACCGCGAUGUCUUAGUAAUGGUAAAACAGUAAACGCAACAUCCAGAAAGGAUUGCAGAAAUUGUUAUAAAAAUAAAAAAAGGUUAAACACUACCACUGAAUGUAAAAAAUGCCCAGGUUCUCCUCCAUUAUGUUUUGAUUGUUUUUUUGAAUUGCAUAACUGCACUGCUAAAUAA
Parasteatoda tepidariorum (common house spider) is the source of this 1731-nucleotide messenger RNA. RefSeq names its product piggyBac transposable element-derived protein 4-like. The record is from RefSeq and is a predicted model, not a curated record. Lineage: Eukaryota; Metazoa; Arthropoda; Arachnida; Araneae; Theridiidae.